Molecule: messenger RNA, 543 nt
Organism: Strongylus vulgaris
Lineage: Eukaryota; Metazoa; Nematoda; Chromadorea; Rhabditida; Strongylidae
Source: the annotation of a GenBank genome assembly
AUGACGCCAGCGCCCCGUUCAAAUAAGACGGGAAGUCAUCAGUUUAGAGAACUUUUUGAGGGGCUUAGAGAUAGUAAUGUAACUGUGAGAGCGGUUUGGUUACAGGUUACUUCUCCCGUCAAUUGGGAAUCCAACGUUGAUGACAACAUUUACUUCCUUAACGAUGUCAUUUCUAUGGCUAAGUAUUAUGGCGUUAGAAUUGGUCUCUACACAAACGCAUACGAUUGGAAUCAAAUCACUAAAGCCGCUAAAGUAGAGGGAUCCAUGCUCUGGUACUGGAAGGUGAAUGGAAGAGGAUCGAAAGGUGAAACAUCAGCAAACUUCAAUGAUUUUGUUCCAUUUGCGAAAUUUACAAAAGCAACUAUGAAACAAUAUGGUCAAACAGUGGAAUUGUGUGGAGUCACGUUGAAUAAAGAUGUUUAUGAAGUGAAAAAGGCUAAGCUUCUUGCUCUCACCGACCUGAAAGAGAAGAAGAGCGAUAAGUUAAUCGUGGGCAUAUUGGGCAGCGAUUCAUUCAGUGGACUUUCGGGGAAAGCAGCAUAA